Laetiporus sulphureus 93-53 is the source of this 670-nucleotide messenger RNA. RefSeq lists its product as uncharacterized. Lineage: Eukaryota; Fungi; Basidiomycota; Agaricomycetes; Polyporales; Laetiporaceae. The record is from RefSeq and is a predicted model, not a curated record. The transcript has a single exon. Bases 116 to 553 code for a protein of 145 amino acids.
CAGUCCCCGACAAUCGCCGCCCUCCUGCCCGCCACUCUCCCCGGUCUUUUCGACGCCCAGUGCCUGUGCUAUCGUUGGACGAUUCGCACGUCGGUCCUUGCCGAUGCCGCCGGCCAUGGAGAGCGGUGCGGCGCUACGAGGCCUGUCCGGCGCAUGCGACGGCAGCUUCUCGCUCCGCAUUGACUUUCCUCCAUUGCGAACGCGACAUGCGCACUUUUUGCCAUACAGCCCGCCUGUGCACGGCAUUGCGGCUGCUCGGCGUAGCGGAGUUUUCCUGGGCCCCGAUUCGUCUUCGAUCGGCAAAGCGGCAGAUGUGAUCCCACGUGAGGCGGAUUUCGCACGCACGGACCUCUACCUCGCGCGAAUAUCGCCCCAGGGGAUGCUCGGAUGGUUUCGGAUGGUCAUGGGGAUAUCCGUUUAUAUGCACCUAGGAAUUCUCUACGUCAAUGCACGGCAAAUUACUGGCCUUGACCCUCGGGGCCACCGACACCAUCCUUUACCGGCCACCACGCCGCUGAGAUCAAUAACCGGUCUUCACCAUUUGUUUUUCUAGCAUCCUUGGGUACCCCGCACCCCGCACACCGAGGCGAAGCCGAUCACUUGCGCUGUUGUGCUUGGCUCGACGCUCUCGCGUGACGUCGUCCGAGCCUGAGAUACAUGCAAUCCGCGC